CGUGAGUGCUGGUCUUCGAAGUUCGAAGUCGUGGUGGCCAAGCGCCAAAUUUACAUCAACAAGACAGGCAGCAUGAGCCGUGUCAUCGUCAAGGGCAAGGCGGUCGUCGACCCUCUCUCCAAGAUGGCCGAGUCGGGCACGGUGCUGCAAGAGGCCGAUGGCACAGUGUGGUCGGUCAUGCUCACGCUCACGGACGUCUCAUUUGGCGUCAAAGGGCACAACAAGUUUUACGCGAUCCAAAUCAUCCUCCGCGACACGGCCGUGCACGAAGCGCACGUCUUCUUCAAGUGGGGCCGUAUCGGCGCCAAGACGCCGCAGCGGAAGCUCAUGGGCCCCAUGACGGUGGACGCGGCCAAGUCGCUCUUUACCGCCAAGUUUGAGCUCAAGACGGAGAACGCGUGGCCGCUCGAUGCAACGCCGUUCGAGCCCGUGCCUGGCAAGUACACGCUCAUCGAGCUGGACUACACCGGCGACGACAACGACGAGGAAGCACCGGCGACACCGGCUGUUGACGUGCCGCCGUCGCAACUGCCGUCGUCGGUCCAAGCCUUCGUCAAGAUGAUCUGCGAUGUCGACUUGAUCGCGCAAGAGAUGGCCGAGAUGCACUUGGAUCUCAAGCGCAUGCCGCUGGGCAAGCUCUCCAAGCAACAGAUCGACAAGGGCUACGCGAUCCUCGACCGCAUCUCGGGGGCGCUGCAAGACUUGGCGAGCCUCGAGGCUGAAAAGCCGGCGACCGACGAUGAGGCAGACGAGGGGGCACGCUCGACGCGUCGUCGGUCGACGCGCAAGAAGGCGCUGCCGACAAAACUGCGCACGCAGCUCACCAAGUGCAAGGCGCAGCUCAAGUCGCUUUCGAGCGAGUUUUACACGCUCGUGCCGCAUGACUUUGGGAUGCACCUGCCGCCCGUGAUCGACUCGAUCUGGGAACUCAAACUCAAGCUGGAUUUGCUCGAAGUGCUCUCGGACGUCGAGAUCACGCAGAGAAUGAUCAAGAACAAGACUGCCGUCGACAUGAACCCGGUCGACGCCCACUACGCGUCGCUACACACGGCCAUGGACGAGGUCGACCCCGCGUGUGAUGAGUUCAAGCACAUCCAAGAAUAUAUUGCGCUCACGCACGCGCCGACGCACCGCCAGUACGCACUCCGAGUCGACGCCAUCCACCGCGUCCAACGCGAGGCCGAGGCGGAACACACGGCCAUCUUUGACGCGGUCGGCAACCACCAGCUGCUCUGGCAUGGCUCGCGACUCGCCAACAUUGCCAGCAUUUUGACCAAAGGCCUCCGCAUUGCGCCACCCGAGGCGCCGUCGACGGGCUACAUGUUUGGCAAAGGGGUGUACUUUGCCGACGUGGCGUCCAAGUCGGCCAACUAUUGCUGGGCGACCGCGACGCAAACCAAGGGCGUGCUCAUGCUCACCGAAGCGGCCCUUGGAAAGACGCACGAUGUGCUGGAAGCGGAAGAGUUCAACUACGACAAGGUCGAGCGCCUCGGGUGCGACUCGGUCUUUGGCGUUGGCCGCAUGACACCGGCCGCCGAGACCCAUUUCACCGACAACGGUGUGCGUAUGCCCAAGGGCGAGCUGGAGCCCACGGACGCCGACGGCUCGCUCCUCUACAACGAAUACGUCGUCUACCGCACCGAACAAGUGCGUCUCCGCUACGUCGUCACAUUGCACUUUGACUUUACGACGGCAUGAGCAACUGGCGCACGAGGGCGUGCGUCGUGUCGGCCUUGCGCCCGUGGUGCCAGUGCGCAAACGACGCUGCUGUUGUAGGCGGCAUUUUGCUCUCGACUUGACUAGUGUAGCGAUACAAACUACAUUUCAUUGGCAA
Molecule: messenger RNA, 1834 nt
Organism: Saprolegnia diclina VS20
Lineage: Eukaryota; Oomycota; Saprolegniomycetes; Saprolegniales; Saprolegniaceae
Exons: 16
Coding region: 73-1698 (541 amino acids)
Molecular function (GO): NAD+ poly-ADP-ribosyltransferase activity
Source: RefSeq, a predicted model, not a curated record